UGAGAACAUAGGAAGACAAGUCGAGCAUUUUGAAUCAUCUGUAGUGGCUGCAUGACGCAGGCUGGCAGGCUUGAAAGGAGGGAGUAGCAGUAAACAUGACGCGAGAUCACCAUAGCCUGGACAAUUCGCUGGGUGGAGUACGUGGUCAGAACGGUUUCUGCCACCACAACCAGUCGGAGAUGACCGCACGCAUGCGGAGCUACACCAACGUGACUUCUGGCGAUGCGAAUGCCCUGAAGGUGGCGCUGUUCAAGCAGGGUCCUGUGGCGGUCAGCAUUGAUGCUGGGCAUCGCUCUUUCGUCUUCUACAACAACGGCGUGUACUUUGAGCCCGCUUGCGGCAACAAGACUGAGGACCUUGACCAUGCAGUGCUGGCAGUGGGGUACGGUGCCCUGAAUGGGGAGCCUUACUGGCUGGUGAAGAACUCCUGGUCUACUUACUGGGGAAAUGAUGGCUAUGUGCUAAUGUCCAUGAAGGACAACAACUGUGGCGUGGCCACCGACGCCACUUAUGUCACACUGGCCUGAGCUGAGCGCCCUCUGCUGCUUGCUGGGACAACUGCAGGAAAGCUUUCUGUUGUGUGGGUUUCUGUUUUAUUUGGGGAGCGGUGGGUGUCGGUACAACCCAAAAAGUCAUUUGUUAUUGAUGGUGUCGAGUUUUGCCAGGGGGGGUGGGGUUACAGGGAGCAUUCUGCCUGGGGUUGUUUGCUGGCCACUCUCCUCACAGUGCCUCACAUGACCACUUGCUAAAGCACUUUUAAAUUCAGCACUGGCCUGUGUUUGAAUAAAGAUGGUACUUUU
This is a messenger RNA of Anguilla anguilla (European eel), 800 nucleotides long. RefSeq names its product digestive cysteine proteinase 1-like. Gene Ontology annotation, biological process: immune response. Lineage: Eukaryota; Metazoa; Chordata; Actinopteri; Anguilliformes; Anguillidae. Gene Ontology annotation, molecular function: cysteine-type endopeptidase activity. The transcript is spliced from 3 exons. Gene Ontology annotation, cellular component: lysosome. The coding region runs from base 96 to 527 and encodes 143 amino acids. The record is from RefSeq and is a predicted model, not a curated record.